Onthophagus taurus is the source of this 1109-nucleotide messenger RNA. RefSeq names its product ras-related protein Rac1. Gene Ontology annotation, molecular function: GTP binding; GTPase activity. Gene Ontology annotation, biological process: small GTPase-mediated signal transduction. NCBI's taxonomy places the organism in Eukaryota, Metazoa, Arthropoda, Insecta, Coleoptera, Scarabaeidae. The record is from RefSeq and is a predicted model, not a curated record.
GCCGCCAACGCAUCUGGUUCGGGCGAAGUUGUUAUUUUUGCUAUCGCUACGUGUGGUUGGGUUUUUCAAUAUACUCGAACUAGGUUUUCGCGUUCACCGAUAAAUUAAAUCGUCCCUUUAAAAAAAACGUUUGUUCGCUUCGGAACGAAGCGGUGAUGCGAAACGUUACGUGAUUGUGGCCGUUUGAAAAGAGUGCUAGUUUUUUUCACUCCUCCAACCGAAAAGACAGUCGUCGUGUGGCCUUGUGCUGUCAAUUCGGCCGCUUGCCGAGAGUUCCAGCGAGAUACACCCAAAUAUUCUAAACAUAUUAAUAUUAAAUACACUUUGGGUCAGUUUUCGUUUUAAUUUGGGUUUGUGAACCAAGGCGGGGUUAUUAUUUAGCGAUCAUGCAGGCGAUAAAAUGUGUGGUUGUUGGCGAUGGUGCCGUUGGUAAAACAUGCCUUUUAAUUAGUUAUACAACAAAUGCUUUUCCCGGGGAGUAUAUCCCAACGGUUUUCGACAAUUACUCGGCGAAUGUAAUGGUAGAUGGGAAACCGAUUAAUCUGGGUUUAUGGGACACAGCCGGGCAAGAAGAUUACGACAGGCUGCGACCUUUAUCUUACCCUCAAACCGACGUCUUCUUGAUAUGCUUUUCGUUGGUAAAUCCGGCUUCGUUUGAAAACGUCCGAGCCAAAUGGUACCCUGAAGUAAGACACCACUGUCCCAGCACGCCAAUAAUCUUAGUUGGGACAAAAUUGGAUUUGCGCGAUGAUAGACAAACAAUUGAGAAGUUAAAAGAUAAAAAAUUGGCCCCAAUUACAUAUCCACAAGGUUUGGCUAUGGCAAAAGAAAUAAGCGCUGUAAAGUAUUUGGAAUGUUCAGCAUUAACUCAAAAAGGAUUAAAAACGGUGUUUGAUGAAGCAAUAAGGGCGGUACUGUGUCCAGUAAUGCAAGUGAAGCCGAAACGCAAAUGCGUCAUCCUUUAAAAGGGUCGCAAAUAAAAUUUUAAGAGGCAAUUGACCCUUUCAAAGUCAUCGGACCAGCUACACACCGCGUAUUAACACAAAUAAUUUUAAAAAAUCAAGAAAAAAUAAUGUCAGUCAAGUUAAUAAAUAAACGUUUCGAUUGUU